This is a messenger RNA of Dioscorea cayenensis subsp. rotundata (Guinea yam), 555 nucleotides long. RefSeq names its product cell wall / vacuolar inhibitor of fructosidase 2. Gene Ontology annotation, molecular function: enzyme inhibitor activity. The transcript has a single exon. The record is from RefSeq and is a predicted model, not a curated record. NCBI's taxonomy places the organism in Eukaryota, Viridiplantae, Streptophyta, Magnoliopsida, Dioscoreales, Dioscoreaceae. Bases 145 to 555 code for a protein of 136 amino acids.
UGAAGAUCAUCAUGUCUCCACUUCCUCUUCUCAUCUCUCUUCUCUUUCCUCUCUUUCUCCAUAUGCUCCAUAUCCAUCUCUCCUCCUCCUUCUCAAAAUCUAAUCCAAAAGACAUGCAACACCACCACAUACUACGACCUCUGCAUGUCUUCCCUCUCCGGCGACCCCAAAAGCCAAGACUCCGACGUCCGUGGCCUUUCCACCAUCAUUAUCAACCUCGCCAUCUCCAACUCCACCAACACCUCCUCCUACGCCCUCUCCCUCUCCUCCAACUCCACCAACACCUCCAUGAAAACACUUCUCCAGAGCUGCUCCUCCAAGUACUCCAACGCCUCUCAAGCUUUGAGACUAUCCAUGGACGCCAUUCAAAAGAACUACUUUGAUGAUGCUUUUGUUCAUGUCAGUGCCGCCGGUGAGUACCCCAAUGUUUGCCAGGUGCUUUUCCGGCAACAACCGAAGCUCGUCUACCCGCCGGAGAUGAUGAAGAGGGAGGUCGUUCUUGAGAGGCUGUGCAUUGUCGCUUUGGAUAUCAUCUCUCUUCUUAUUCAAUAUUGA